This is a messenger RNA of Sphaerodactylus townsendi, 3598 nucleotides long. RefSeq names its product adhesion G protein-coupled receptor L4 (gene ADGRL4). NCBI's taxonomy places the organism in Eukaryota, Metazoa, Chordata, Lepidosauria, Squamata, Sphaerodactylidae. The record is from RefSeq and is a predicted model, not a curated record. Bases 604 to 2934 code for a protein of 776 amino acids. Gene Ontology annotation, cellular component: membrane. Gene Ontology annotation, molecular function: calcium ion binding; G protein-coupled receptor activity. Gene Ontology annotation, biological process: cell surface receptor signaling pathway; adenylate cyclase-activating G protein-coupled receptor signaling pathway. The transcript has 16 exons.
CCUCCCUAAGCUUUGUAUCUUUAUUUUCCACACAAAAGAAAUCUUAGUGGAUUUCCUGUACCUCCUUCUUAUGCUACUGCUCUUAAAGAAACAGACAUUCUCACGGAGUCUAGCCAUCCUUGAGCACUGAAGAAAAAAAGUCCAGACAAAAGCAAUGAGGAUUGCCCAAGAAUUCUGACUUUUGUGACUAUCUUCAGGCAAGGGGGAUGGGAGGCUUCCUGUCGCUUUGCCUCCACUUAUUGCCCCUUUCAGCUUCCAGAACAUUUUCUGCAGUCUUCCAAGAUUCUGGCAAUCUCCUUUCAAUCUACAUCUCCAUCCAGUGUGCUAAUCUGAAUAGUUUCUUGUUUUCUUUCCCUGCAUUAUUUUUUGCCUAGGUCCCUACCACCUCAUCUGCUCAAUUCUUCUGCUCAUGCGCCCUAUCCUCAAUCCCUAUCCUCACUCACAUUCCUUCAUCCACUCUGUCAGUCUUUUUUUCCCAGCUGAGUUGUUCUUCAUUAUUGGCACACACUUUGUCCUAUCCUUCAAGUUUCUGAAACAGUGUAACUAAGGACGAAUGCCAGUCUAACAGUAGCAACGUCACUAGGAUUUCUCUCUGUUACGGGCAUGUGUAGACAUUUUACAAAUGCUCAUGUGUUCUAUAGCAGGACUGAUCCUUUCACUACAAAAGGAUUUACCACUGAACUCUUCCUAAAAUCACCACCCAUGAAACUUCUCCUGUUCCUAGUCUUUAUGUCCACAUUACUAGACCAUAGCUGCACCUAUGAGAACUGCACCAACACAUGCCAUGAACAUGCCAAAUGUGAAGUUCGCAAUGGAGUCCAAGGCUGUUAUUGUAGUCCAGGAUUCACUGGCCCUGGAAUAACUGGACCUGACAAAACCGGUUGUUACGAUGACAAUGAAUGUGCAAAUGCUACACAACUUUGUGGAGAAAAUGCUAACUGUACAAAUACAGUGGGAAGUUACUUCUGCAUGUGUGCCCCUGGAUUCAGAUCUAGUAAUGGCAAUACAACUUUUGUAACUAAUGAUGGGUCUUCUUGUGAAGAUAUAGAUGAGUGCAGUGAAGCGGUAACCAUUGCCUGUGGAGAUCAUGCAAAAUGUGAAAAUGUGGAUGGAGGAUAUAACUGCUCCUGUAUGGAAGGUUAUCAACCAUCCACAGGAAAAUUACAGUUUAAACCAAAUGAUGGCACUUCCUGCCAAGAAAUCCCAAGACCAGAAUGUGAAUUGCAUCAUGACUGCAUAGCUGAAAAUAUUAACAGAACCUUAGCGAAAUUUAGAAAAAUAAAAGAACCACUUGCUGUUUUACAAGCGAUCAAUCAAAACACUUUAGGACAAAUUUCACCCAUAGAUGUGAUUUCCUACAUAGAAGCAUUAUCUGUAACUUGUCCUUUGAUAAGAACCAUGAAUAACAAGAUUUCUGAUGAAGAAACACUUCCUAAUCUAACUCUUAACGCAUUUGUCAACACUGUGAAUAAUUUUGUUCAGAAGGAUAAAAUUACAGCAUGGGAUGCUAUCCCAACAGAUAACAGAAGAAAGAGUCUCACUAAACUGAUACAUGCUGCGGAACAAACAACAGCUUUUGUGUCACAGAACUUCAGAAGGAUGACAGAAGUCGAGAUUAAUGCUAGUGACUUGGCUUUCAAAGUUUUUGCCUUUGAUAUGCAACAAAUGGACCACAUUCACCAACAUGUGCACAUGGGAGGCGAUACUAUAAAGAUCACUGCAAGAAAGAAGAAGGCAUUAACUUCAAAUGGCACUGUUGCAGUUGUGUUUCUGCAGUACAGUAGUAUUGGUUCUUUGUUUUCAUCCUCAUGGAACGUCUCAUUGAAGGAAAAUUCAGAGCAUGAAGAGAUAGUAGCCACAUCAGUCAUAGCUGCCACAAUUAGCUCCACUCCACCUAUGUUCUACCCAAUUGAGAAAAUAACAUUUACUUUAAGACAUUUCCAGGCUAUAGAUAAAAAGAGUGUUAAAUGUGCAUUUUGGAAUUAUUCGGAAGACACAAUGGAAGGAAACUGGUCUAUAGAAGGAUGUGAGACGACACAUUUUAAUAGUACUCAUACCUCAUGCAGAUGUAAUCAUCUGACUCAUUUUGCAGUUUUGAUGUCCUCAAGUGACUCAGAUGUUGAUGUCAAGGAUUAUAUUCUUACAAGAAUCACACAACUUGGAAUAAUUAUCUCAUUGAUUUGCCUCUCUGUGUGCAUUUUCACAUUCUGGUUCUUCAGUGAAAUUCAAAGUACGAGAACAACAAUUCAUAAAAAUCUCUGUUGCAGUCUUUUUCUGGCGGAACUUAUUUUUCUUGUUGGGAUUAACAUGAACACCAAUCAGCUAUUCUGUUCAAUCACCGCAGGAUUACUCCAUUACUUCCUCUUAGCUGCCUUUGCAUGGAUGUGCAUUGAAGGCAUUCAUCUUUAUCUGAUAGUCGUUGGAGUAAUAUAUAAUAAGGGAUUUCUUCACAAGAAUUUCUAUAUCUUUGGUUAUGUGAGCCCAGCAGUGGUUGUUGGAAUUUCUGCUGCACUGGGAUACAAAUACUAUAGAAGAACUGAUGCGUGUUGGCUCAGCACUAAGAAUAAUUUUAUAUGGAGUUUUAUAGGACCAGCAUGCCUAAUAAUUCUUGUGAAUUUGAUGGCUUUUGGAGUUAUUAUCUAUAAAGUAUUUCGACAAACAGCCAUGCUAAAACCAGAAGUGAACUGUUAUGAAAAUAUAAGAUCUUGUGCACGAGGGGCACUUUCUCUCCUCUUUCUCCUUGGUGCAACCUGGAUCUUUGGAGUACUCCACGUUAUCCAGGGAUCAGUAGUCACAGCAUAUCUUUUUACCAUUUUUAAUGCCUUUCAAGGACUGUUCAUCUUUAUAUUUCUUUGUGUUUUGUCUCGGAAAAUCCAGGAGGAAUACACUCGGUUGUUCAGAAAUGUCCCUUGCUGUUUUGGAUGCUUGAGGUAAAUGGAUGGAAUGCUAAGAUGAGGUGUGCCAUGGAAGAAAGGAGAAAACAAGCAGCUUUGGGAGGAAAAUGCUAUAUUGUGAAAGUAUGAAAUGAGUUUCUGAGCUGUCAUCUCUCUUAAAAUCAAUUACUUUCUCUCUAGUAUAGGUAUUGUACAUAAAUGCACACUCUGGCACACUAUAUUGUGUACAAACAGCAUAUCUAUACAAGACAGACUGGUUUAUUGUGUAACAAAUUACACUUCUUAAAGGAGCCCAGGACUUUUCAGGGCUAAUGUCUGUAGCUCAGAAUAGAGCAUACCCAAUGUGCAAAGCAGUUUUUGUGAGUAGCUGUGCUAUUAAUGUCAUGCCUGCUGACUUGGUAAUGAAAAUAAUUUUGCUUAUUGGUGUUUAAAGAUAAUGAAUGUUAAUAAAGUGUUAAUAAACAUAAUCUGCUAUUAGUAAGUAUCUCCUUGCUGAAAACAUGUAGUUUAAAAGUAAGAUUGGAUAGCUGUUUAUAGUUGGAUGGAACUAUGUAUACAUUAGGUUUUCCACAGGUGCAUCCUGGAGUCAGAUGGAGAAGUGUAUUCUGAAGUUUGCUUGUUUGUUUGUUUGUUUAUUCAACUUCCCACCCUGGAAGGGCUCUGGGCAGUGUACAACAUUAAAAUAUAUAUAUAAAAAAAGCUAA